AUGAACCACAAAUAUGCUGCGCUGCAGCGGGCCCAACUCCACCUGGAUUUCAUCCACGCCAACUCUACAACCCACAGUUUCCUUUUUGGAGCUCUGGCUGAAUUGCUGGACAAUGCAAGAGAUGCAGGGGCUGCAAGACUUGAUGUGUUUUCAGUGGAUAAUGAAAAACUGCAGGGUGGAUUCAUGUUAUGCUUCCUGGAUGAUGGAUGUGGCAUGAGCCCUGAGGAAGCUUCCGACAUCAUUUACUUUGGCACAUCCAAGAAACGCUUAUCAACCUUGAAGUUCAUUGGGCAAUAUGGCAAUGGUCUGAAAAGCGGGUCCAUGAGAAUUGGAAAAGACUUUAUUCUUUUUACGAAGAAGGAAGAAACGAUGACCUGCGUGUUUUUUUCUCAGAGCUUUUGUGAGAGAGAAGGUCUUAGCGAGGUUGUAGUUCCAAUGCCUUCAUGGCUAACAAGAACCAGAGAAUCCGUCACAGAUGAUCCCCAAAAAUUCUCAACAGAAUUGUCUAUAAUUUAUAAAUACUCGCCAUUUAAAAAUGAAGCUGAAUUAAUGCAGCAAUUUGAUUUGAUCUAUGGAAAAUGUGGUACUUUGCUGGUUAUUUAUAACUUGAAGCUUCUGCUUAGUGGAGAACCAGAGUUGGAUAUUAAAACUGACAAAGAAGAUAUACUGAUGGCUGGUGCUCUUGAAGAUUUUCCAGAGAGAUGGUCCUUCAGAGCCUACACAUCUGUUCUGUAUUUUGACCCCUGGAUGAGAAUAUUCAUUCAAGCCAAAAGAGUUCAAACAAAACACCUAUGUUAUUGCCUCUACCGACCCAGAAAGUAUCUGUAUGUCACAUAUUCUUUUAAAGGAACACUUAAAAAUGAAGUAAAAAAGGCAGAAGAAGCAGUAAAGAUUGCUGAACUCUCGUUGAAAGAAGCACAAAUCAAAGUAAACCAGCCUGACAGAACUUCUUCGUCCUCUGCCAAGGAUGUAUUACAGAAAGCUUUGGAAGAUGUAGAAGCCAAGCAUAAGAAUCUUAAAGAGAAACAGAGAGAAUUAAAAAAAGCAAGAACACUCUUCCUGUUCUUUGGAGUGAACAUAGAAAACCGAAGCCGAUCUGGAAUGUUCAUUUACAGUAAUAACCGUUUAAUCAAAAUGCAUGAGAAAGUGGGUCCACAGUUGAAACUGAAGUCCUUACUUGGUGCAGGCGUGGUUGGAAUUGUUAACAUACCCUUGGAGAUCAUGGAGCCAUCCCACAAUAAACAAGAAUUUCUCAAUGUCCAAGAGUAUAAUCAUUUGUUGAAAGUCAUGGGACAGUACUUGGUUCAGUACUGUAAGGACACUGGGAUCAGUAACAGAAAUUUAACGUCAUAUUGGAAUGAAUUUGGAUACCAACAUAGCAAGGACAUGGAAACAUCUUCAGAUUCCCUUCAGUAUCAAAGAAGACAAGCCAUGGCCAUCCCAUUCAUGGUACAGUGUGAUCUCUGUCUUAAAUGGAGAGUCUUACCUUCCUCUACUAAUUAUCAGGAAAAAGAAUUUCAUGACAUGUGGAUUUGUGCUAAUAAUCCUAACCUCCUGGAAAACAGUUGUCAGCAGGUAGAAAGUCUGCCUUCCAUCCCCCUGGGCACCAUAAGCACAGUAUUACCAUCAAAAAAUGAGAAAGAGAGGCAACUUACAGAAUCCGUCCAAAGGUAUCAAAAUAAACUGGCAGAACAGCAACCAAAGCCUCAAUUUAUACCUAUGAGUAGGAUCGCUGAGUUCACUCGCACCUGCCCUACUUCAACACUUAAGGUGAGUACUGAAAGCAGACGCAAGUCAUUUUUUUUGGUUGAUUUGAAGCAUGAAUCUCUUUCACCCUCUGAGCUUUCAGUCAGUCAUAGAAGCCAAAAAAGAAACACAGAAAGUACAGACUCUGAUAUAGAGUAUGUUUCAGAGUAUAAAAUUACGAAGAAGUCCAUGCAGAAGAAGAUGAAAUCCCAGCAGCAGAGACAUGCUGUGCCAGAAAACAUCCAACUAGCUGAGAGAUCUCAGAAAAGUCAGAUUGUUAAUAUCAGCACAGUCUGGGGAACUCAGCCAAGUGGAGGGACCCCAAGGAAUACCUGGGCCUCUUCUUGGGAAAUGAAAAGGAGACAGAGUCUAAACCUCAGACAGGAAUGUAAGGUGUUGAGUGAAAAUGAAAACAGCAACGGUGUUCCAGAUAUAAUCCUGGUUUUAGAUAAAAGCAGCACUGAAGUUUCGUUGAAACAAGAACAAAAGGAAGUUCCUCUCAAAAACGAAGAAAAACAGGAGCUGUGCAGUGAUACUCCAGCAAUAGAAAAAGACUCUUCAUUUCCUAACUGGGAAAGCUCAUCCAGUGUGUCGAUGGAAGAUUUAAAUCCACGUUCUGGACAAGAAGUCAGAGUUUCUGCCAGUGGUGAUUGUAAAGCUGCAUCUUCACUAAUGAUAUCUCAAAGCACAACUGUCAAGGAAACAGCAAGAAAACUGAUGUCUAAUUUAAGGGAGAUUCUUCUGUAUUUUUUUCCUGAGUAUCAGCUACCAUCAGAAUUUGACUGCAUAUCUGUAGAAGAACUCAGAGCAAGUUCUGAGCUGGAGCAAGGCCCAGAGCAGACGAACAAAAAGCUGAAAAUAUGUUUCAACCAGAUCCAGAAUGUUUACAUGGUCCAAUAUGAAAAGAAAAUUAAAAGAAAAAUGCAGUCCAUCAUCUAUGAUGCAAAUAGAAGAGGAAUUCUUAAUGAAAUAGCUCUGGGACUCUGUGAACAAAAAAGGAGAAUCACUGAGGAUAAACUGAAGAAUCUUCGUGUAAAACUGGCAGUAUUGUUGCAGAAACUUCAGCUGGAUGGUCCAGCAGAUGACCUGGAGCAGAUUGACAUUUAUUUGGAAGCUUUGUUGAAAGAAGAUAAUCUCCUUUCCAGACCCCUUGAACAAAGUGAUGCAGGGCAUGGUCUCCCGUUAGAGAGCAAUGGAAUGACUUCUCAAAACUAA
Sciurus carolinensis (gray squirrel) is the source of this 2961-nucleotide messenger RNA. It is a transcript of the gene Morc1, whose product is annotated as MORC family CW-type zinc finger 1. NCBI's taxonomy places the organism in Eukaryota, Metazoa, Chordata, Mammalia, Rodentia, Sciuridae. The record is from RefSeq and is a predicted model, not a curated record. Gene Ontology annotation, cellular component: nucleus. Gene Ontology annotation, molecular function: zinc ion binding.